Messenger RNA from Yamadazyma jaroonii, 2535 nucleotides. NCBI's taxonomy places the organism in Eukaryota, Fungi, Ascomycota, Pichiomycetes, Serinales, Debaryomycetaceae. The record is from the annotation of a GenBank genome assembly.
AUGUUUAAUAGGUUAAAGAACUUCUCAGAAGAUGUGGCCAAAACAUUCAAUGACAUGAAUGAUGUGCCGAAGAACAAUCCCAUAAAUCAACUCAAACAAAAUUCCAAGAUCCUAGCCACUUCAACUCCAAGUGAAUCUGAUUUGGUUCAACCUACUGAUGAACCAGUUGAUUCAGAUCAACCCACCAAUCCUCGAGACAUUUCCACUGAGACUGACCCCAGUACAACUGGAGAUAUCCCUAGUGAAAUAACAACUGCCAGAAGUACACCAAUUCCAGGUAAACCUGUAGAUUCCCCUACUCGAGGCAAUACAGCUUCCCCCAGUUCUAAUGCGAACCCUGAUGGUAUAGAUCUCGAUCAAUUGUCUCCAAUCUUAAGGUCAAAAAUGAAGAAGUUCUACAAAUAUGAAGAGAAAUAUCCUAUUUUAUUGGAUGCCUUUAAAGUGGAGAAAAAGAAAGGUGAAUUGGUGAAAAUGUUCGAAAAUGUCUUGAAAGAACAUACACCUAUCCUGUCUAUCAGUGAUGCUGGGAUGUUGGUAGAUUUCAUCAAAGGAUUAAACGAGAAGAACCAGUUGGUUAAUGAUGAGUUGAAGAAACAAAUAAAUGUCAAUUCCGGAUUGAAAAGAGUUCGAAGAGACUUGGAAGAAGAAAAUAAGAAAUUAAAGGCUGAGGUUGAAAGCUCAAAGGGAGCAGAUGAUCUGGAAAAAGAACCUGAAGAGCUCCAGAAAGUCAAAGGUUUGAUUGAGAAGCUACAAACUGAAAACGAUAGCUUGAAGACAGAGAAUGACAGUUUGAAGACUGAAAACGAUAGUUUGAAAGCUGAAAAUUCCAAGUUAGGAGAAGAAAAAUCGAAUUUGGAGAGUCUUAUCACAGAAAAAGACCUUAAACUUGAAUCAGAAUCGAAAAAUAUUUCUUUAAAGGUUGAAGGAUUACAAACAGAAUUGAAAGAAACCCAAAUAAAGUUAAAAGAAGCCCAAACAGAGGCUGAACAAACGCAUAGUAAGUUGAAAGAAGCUCAAAUGGAGUUGGAAUCGACAAAGACUCAAUUGGAACAAGCCGAAUCAGAAUUGCAAGAUAAAUCCAAUGGUCCAGAUGUCGCAAAUACUACUGAAGAGGUUAAAGAAUCUAAUGGAAAAGGUAAUAAGAAGAAGAAAACCGUUCCAAAAGCCCAGUUCGAUAAGUUGACACAAGAACUCAAAACAUUAACCGCCACCCAUCAAACCUUGAAGAAGCAGCAUGAAGCCAAAACCGAAGAUGUAGAGAAUUUGAGAGAUCUGUUGAAAGACAUUGGUAAUGAUUUGACCGAAGCAAGAGAUAAAGCCAAAGCUUCACAAGCCGAAAUUACCAAACUUCAAGAAGAAAUCAAUGAGUUGAACUCUCAAAUAGAAACCUUGAGCAAGGAGAAGACUGAUUUGACUCAAGAAAAGGCUGAACUCCAGAAAAAUCUCGAACAAGCCAAAAACAACAAAACCGAAACUUCUUUGAAGUUGGAAUUAUCAUCAGUGAAAUCUUCUAUCGAACACAAAGACAAAACCAUCGAAACACUCACACAAAAAGUUAAGGAUCUUGAGGUAAAAGAACUGAACCUCGAGAAAUUGACUGAACAAUACAAAGCCAUAAAUAAAGAGAAGAAUGAUCUUUUCAACAAACAAGAAUAUUCAUUCAAGGAAACUAAAGCCUUGAGGGAGGAAGUGACAAAAUUAAAGUCUUCGAAUUUGAAAAUUUCUAAUGAUUUUGAAACAUUGAAAGCAAAAUAUGAUAGUGUUAAUAAGUCGAAGAAUGAGAUUUUCAACGAAUUCCAGAUUGUGAAGCAACAAUACGAAGAGUUGAUGAUGAAGAGCCGUGAAAGUGGUAGUAGAAUCGAUAACUUGGUCGACGAAUUGACAGAGCAUCAGAAAUUAUUGAAUGAUAGAACUAAAGAAACCACCUCCAUAAAGAAGAUCUUGGUAGAUACUCAGCAACAAUUCAAAGACCAAAAACAUGAAUUUGAUGAAGCUUUGGCCAGAGUUAACCAAGAAAAAGUCACGUUGGAAUCGGAGUUCAAUGUUUCUCUUAAGAAAAAACAACGGGAAAUAGAUGAACUCAAAUCAAUCACUCAAAACUAUCUCCUUAAGAUCACUGACCUUGAGAAGAAUAACCACGACCUCAAAACCAACCGUCCUCCUCCAGUAGAAUCUAACGAUGAAUUGGUAUCCACCCUACGAAACUCUUUGGAAGAGUCUAGUGCCAAACUUGAUGAGUUCAAGGAGUUGAACAAUGUUCUCAAGAGACUCAAUGAUGAGAGUAACUUGAAGUUUGAGAAAUUGAGUAAGAACUAUAAACUUUUGACUCAACAAUAUCGAAUGUUGGAAUCCAAGAAGCCCGUUGUGGAAGUCAAGGAAGAAGCAACCAAAGGUCCAAAUAUCGAUUACUUAAAGAAUGUAUUGAUUGGAUUCUUUGAACACAAGGACCAAAGAGAUAGAUUGUUGCCUGUGUUGAAAACGUUGUUUGAAUUGACUAAAGAUGAAGAAAGGAAGAUGUUAAUAGCAUUAAAAUAA